AUGUCUGCUAACGAAAAUGAAACACAGGUAGAGAUCCAGGCACAGGAGCAACAGACUGCAGUAGGCAGGGUGGCUGGCCUGCCCUUGGUCAGCUCUGCCUGUGAGAUGGCCUCUGCCAGCUAUGCAGCCACCAAAGAGACCCACCCAGCCAUCAAAGCUGUAUGUGAGGUGGCAGAGACUGGGGUGAUGGCCAUCACCUCUGCUGCCAUCAUCGGGGCACAGCCCAUCCUGGACCAUCUGGAGCCACAACUUGCAGCAGCCAAUGAAUAUGCCUGUAGAGGUCUGGACAGACUGGAGGAGCAGCUGCCCAUCCUGCAGCAGCCGAUUGAGAAGGUGGCUUUGGAUGCCCAAGACCUAGUGUGUGCCACAAUGGUGGGUGCCAAGGAUGCAGUCUGCAGCACGGCCACUGAGGCAAAGGAUGCAGUGACCAGCAUGGUGGGUGUGGCCAAGGGGGCUGUCCAGGAGAGCGUGGAGGUGACCAAAUCUGCGGUGACCAGCAGCAUGAGCACAGUGAUGGGCUCCAGCAUGGGGCAGAUGGCUGCAAGUGGCAUUGACAUGGCAUUGGCAAAAUCUGAGCAGUUGGUGGACCACUACCUCCCCAUGACAGAGGAGGAGCUUGCUGAGCUUGCAACAACUCCAGUGGAAGGAGCAGGAGAGGCUCCUGGAGAGCAGCAGAGUUACUACGUGCGUCUGGGUUCCCUUUCGAGUACGCUGCGCCAGCGAGCCUACCAGCACACCCUGGGCAAGAUGAGACAAGCCAGGCAGUGCACCCUGGAGGCCCUCUCCCAGCUCCAGCAAACCAUUGACCUGAUCAACAAUGCCAAACAGGCUGUAGAUCAGAAGCUUCACAAUGGCCAGGACCGUCUGCACCAGAUGUGGCUCCAAUGCUGCAGGGGGAAGUUUGAAGGGCAGGAGGGCCCAGACUCAGCAGAGGUUGAAGCUCAGGCUCUAGCCAUGUCCCAGAGCCUCACCCAGCAACUGAAAACCACCUGCCUUACACUCCUGGGCAGCAUCCAAGGCCUUCCCCACUCUAUCCAGGACAGGGCCCAGCAGGUCUUCAGCAGUAUAGAAGAGCUCCAGGCUUCCUUCUCCAGUGCCAGCUGUUUCCAGGAUCUGUCCAGCAGUGCCCUUGCCCAGAGUCGGGAGAAGGUGGCCAAGGCCCGGGAGUCCCUGGAUGAGCUGCAGGAAUAUGUGACGCAGAAUAUUCCCCUGGACUGGAUCGUGGGACCCUUCACUCCCACUGGAGACUCCACACCAUGUCCUGAUGAGCUGGUGGAGGAAGGAAAGAAGGUGGAGGCCUGA
Molecule: messenger RNA, 1302 nt
Organism: Gopherus evgoodei (Goodes thornscrub tortoise)
Lineage: Eukaryota; Metazoa; Chordata; Testudines; Testudinidae
Product: perilipin-3-like
Exons: 7
Coding region: 1-1302 (433 amino acids)
Biological process (GO): lipid storage; positive regulation of triglyceride storage
Cellular component (GO): lipid droplet; cytosol
Source: RefSeq, a predicted model, not a curated record